Merops nubicus (carmine bee-eater) is the source of this 1071-nucleotide messenger RNA. RefSeq names its product NDRG family member 3 (gene NDRG3). The record is from RefSeq and is a predicted model, not a curated record. NCBI's taxonomy places the organism in Eukaryota, Metazoa, Chordata, Aves, Coraciiformes, Meropidae. The transcript is spliced from 13 exons. Gene Ontology annotation, cellular component: cytoplasm. Gene Ontology annotation, biological process: signal transduction. The coding region runs from base 82 to 1071 and encodes 329 amino acids.
GCACACGUAACACUGAGGCUCCUUCUUCUCUCUCUGCAGGAACAUGACAUUGAGACAGCUUUUGGAGUGGUCCAUGUCACCAUGCGGGGCACACCCAAGGGGAACAGACCUGUCAUCCUCACAUACCAUGACAUUGGCCUCAACCACAAAUCUUGUUUUAACACGUUCUUUAACUUUGAAGACAUGCAAGAGAUCACUCAGCACUUCGCCGUGUGCCACGUGGAUGCACCAGGCCAGCAGGAAGGAGCACCCCCAUUCCCAUCCGGGUACCAGUAUCCCAGUAUGGAUGAACUAGCUGAAAUGCUGCCUGCUGUUCUGACACACCUGAACCUAAAAAGCUUCAUUGGGAUUGGACUGGGAGCUGGCGCUUACGUCCUCAGCAGGUGUGCACUCAGCCACUCCGACCUGGUGGAGGGACUCGUUCUCAUUAAUGUUGAUCCAUGUGCGAAGGGCUGGAUUGACUGGGCAGCAUCCAAGUUUUCAGGCUGGACAACCAACAUAGUGGAUAUUGUCUUGGCGCAUCAUUUUGGCCAUGAGGAACUGCAGGCAAAUCUAGAUUUGAUCCAAACAUACAGGCUUCAUAUUGCUCAGGACAUUAACCAAGAUAACCUGCAGCUGUUCCUCACCUCCUACAACAGUCGUAGAGACUUGGAAAUUGAGAGACCAGUUCUUGGCGUCAACGAAAAUACUGCAAAAACACUCAAGUGCCCUGUCCUGCUGGUGGUUGGUGACAACUCGCCCGCCGUGGAAGCAGUGGUUGAAUGCAAUUCACGUCUUGACCCAACCAAAACUACGCUUCUGAAGAUGGCCGACUGCGGGGGCCUGCCCCAGGUGGUCCAGCCUGGCAAGCUGACUGAAGCCUUCAAGUACUUUGUGCAGGGAAUGGGCUACAUGCCAGCGGUGACGAUGACCAGGCUGAUGCGCUCCCGUACCCACUCCUCCUCUAGCGUGGGCUCUGGCGAGAGCAGCCGCAGCCGGUCUCACACUAGCAACCACGGUGAAGAAAGUGCUGGAACCCCAGAAGGAAUCGACCUCCAGAAUGCAUCUCAAACCAUGGAAGUAUCCUGUUAG